UCACCCCUUUCUAUUAUUUGUCCGAGAGGGAGAAGGAGAAGAAGAAGAGAGAGAGAGAGGGAGAAUGAAGUUUCUGUUUCAGUGUCCAUGUUGCUCAUGCUUCUGUUUCAUGAAGCCAAAACAAGGGAAACCAAAACCGCCAAAGGCUGCAGAAGCGAAACCAGACAAGAAAGAGGAGACCAAACCAGACAAGAAGGAGGAGAAGAAGGAGACCAAACCAGACAAGAAAGAGGAGAAGGCUGAGUAAAUUCUAUUAAAUCUCUCUUGGUUCAGCUUUUGAUUGGUUAUAUGAUGUUUAAAUAAUUAUUUACACGCAAGCUGUAAUUUCUAUGGUUAAUCUUUGUUUUGUCAUAUAAUGGGUUGUGUUCGAUCGGAUCUACUUGUUUUCAUGGCCUGUUCUUGGGGGUUAUAUAUAUUUUUCCGUGUGUUUCAUUUCUU
Tarenaya hassleriana is the source of this 438-nucleotide messenger RNA. Its product is annotated as protein Ycf2. The record is from RefSeq and is a predicted model, not a curated record. Lineage: Eukaryota; Viridiplantae; Streptophyta; Magnoliopsida; Brassicales; Cleomaceae. The coding region runs from base 65 to 247 and encodes 60 amino acids. The transcript has a single exon.